CCAAACACGCCUCUCUUUCUCUCUUCUCCAUCAGAGACAACAACAAGACUCAUUGAAGAAGAAAGAAAGAAAGAAAAGAAAAGAAAAUGGAGGGAACAUAAAAGCCGCCAUUAUUAGCCAUACACUUCUAAAUCUUUUAUGCAAUUUCGGGUUUUUGGUGGGGUUGGUGGUGGAGAUGUGAUUCUUAUUUAUGAAGGGAAUUGGAGUUUCCCAGUCCGAGGUAAACGCUUCACAUUUCCUUUUUUAUCCGUCUCAAAAUAAGGUUUCACUUUUUCUAUAAAGAAAGAAUUGUGUGGCCUAAUCACGCAAUUUUCCCUUUCAUAAUAACUGUGUUGGGUCAAAUGUGAAUCCUUAUUUUGGGACUGCCCAAGUAGAGAUCUCAAACUUAGCUUGUUGAUUUUUUGUUUCCUUUUCAACUCUUAAAAUUUAGGGGAAUUAAUGGAAGAGAUGUCUCCAGCAGUAUCCUUUACACUCCGGUUAAGUGACACAAUCGUUGAUAGCCCUACGGCAGGGAUUACUAGGCUGAAAAUUGUGGCUGAUGGAAGCAGUUGCAAUGGUGCGAAAGUUGAUGGAACUAAAUCAACUAAUGAAAUUAAUAGUGAGGAGUUGACCUCACAGAUAAGAUUGCCAAUUGCUGUUGAGUUUGAAGGCAUUGAUAGUGGCCAAAUUGUUACUAAGGUUAUAAGUGUGGAAAAACAAAGUUUUGAAGAUAUUUCUUCUUGUCCCCAUUCGAAUAAAGGAGGUGUGAAGAGUGUGUUUGAAUUGGAUUGUGUGCCAAUAUGGGGUUAUGUGUCUGUACGUGGAAAGAGCCAAGAAAUGGAAGAUGCAACCAUGGCAGCUCCAUACUUUAUGAGAAUUCCUAUUAAGAUGUUCAUUGGGGACCGUGUGAUGGACGAUGGGCUUAGCCAAACUUUGAGUCACCUAACUUCUCAUUUUUUUGGAGUUUAUGAUGGUCAUGGAGGAUCCCAGGUUGCCAACUACUGCCGGGAACGAAUCCAUUUGGCUUUAGCUGAAGAGUUGAAAUUUUCCAAUGAUGAUUUAAUGUGUGAUAACAGUUCAAGGGAUGUUAGGCAAUUGCUGUGGGAGAGGGCAUUCAGAAGCUGCUUUCUGAAGGUUGAUGAUGAAGUCGGAGGAAAAGUGGGCAUGGAAGAUGAUGCGGCUGGAAAAUCCGACCCCAUUGCCCCUGAAACCGUGGGAUCCACAGCUGUGGUUGCAGUGAUUUCUUCUUCACAUAUUGUAGUUGCAAACUGCGGGGAUUCAAGAGCUGUCCUUUAUCGCGGUAAACAAGCCAUGGCUUUGUCAAUUGAUCACAAACCAAAUCGCCAAGACGAGUGUACAAGAAUUGAAGCUUUAGGUGGCAAGGUUAUACAGUGGAAUGGACAUCGCGUUUUCGGUGUUCUUGCAAUGUCAAGGGCUAUUGGUGACAGAUACUUGAAGCCAUGGAUCAUACCAGAACCAGAAGUGACAUUCGUCCCGAGAGCCAGAGAUGACGAAUGCCUUGUUUUGGCCAGCGACGGCCUGUGGGAUGUGAUGACAAACGAGGAGGCGUGUGAAGUGGCAAGAAAGAAGAUCCUGGUUUGGCACAAGAAGAACGGGGGGCCGAAGCCUUCCGAGAGGGGCGCAGGGGUUGACCCUGCUGCACAAGCAGCAGCAGAUUACCUCUCCAUGCUUGCCCUCCAGAGGGGAAGCAGAGAUAACAUCUCUGUCAUUGUUGUGGACUUGAAAGCUCAAAGGAAGUUCAAGACCAAAUCUUAGUUGACCAUUCAUCAUCUCUAAUGCUGCACAAUUCAUGCAAGCCCAUGAAUUGCAUCUUGUCAUUAUCAUUUCAUGAUUUUUGCCCAUUCUUUUUUCAUGUGGGCUUGAAGUGUGUGCAUGGCAAUAGUGCUUAGUAUUUGUAUUUGUAGAAACCCUUACUAAAAAGGACUUCUUUUUCAGACUUUGGUAUAUAUAUGGUCAUGUACAAAUCUAAUGCUCGGUGUGUUAUGUGUUAUAAGUAUGAUGCAGAAAAAGGGAGUUGAAAAAUCAGUAAAAUGUACUCUCUUUG
Molecule: messenger RNA, 2044 nt
Organism: Cuscuta campestris
Lineage: Eukaryota; Viridiplantae; Streptophyta; Magnoliopsida; Solanales; Convolvulaceae
Source: the annotation of a GenBank genome assembly